Molecule: messenger RNA, 1213 nt
Organism: Catharus ustulatus (Swainson's thrush)
Lineage: Eukaryota; Metazoa; Chordata; Aves; Passeriformes; Turdidae
Gene: RAB5B
Product: RAB5B, member RAS oncogene family
Exons: 6
Coding region: 213-860 (215 amino acids)
Molecular function (GO): GTP binding; GTPase activity
Source: RefSeq, a predicted model, not a curated record
CCCCCUCCGUGAGGGCUUGGCGGAGCCGCUGUUUGUGCGCUCGGGGCCGCGCCGGGAGGGCCCGGAGGAUCGCGGCAGGAUCCGGUCCCAGCCCAUCCCAGUCGGUCCCAGUUGGUCCCAGUCGGUCCCAGCCCAUCCCAGUCGGUCCCAGUUGGUCCCAGUUGGUCCCAGUCGGUCCCAGCCCCUCCCAGCUGUGCGGUGGCUGCGGGGCCAUGGCCGCCCGCGGGGCCCAGCGGCCCAACGGGCACUCCCAGCCCAGUAAGAUCUGCCAGUUCAAACUGGUCUUACUGGGAGAGUCUGCUGUGGGCAAAUCCAGCCUGGUGCUGCGCUUCGUCAAGGGCCAGUUCCACGAGUACCAGGAGAGCACCAUCGGCGCGGCGUUCCUGACGCAGUCUGUGUGCCUGGAUGACACCACAGUGAAGUUUGAGAUCUGGGACACGGCGGGGCAGGAGCGCUACCACAGCCUGGCCCCCAUGUACUACCGAGGGGCUCAGGCUGCCAUCGUGGUCUAUGACAUCACCAACCAGGAGACGUUUGCCCGGGCCCGGGGCUGGGUGAAGGAGCUGCAGCGCCAGGCCAGCCCCAGCAUCGUCAUCGCCCUGGCUGGGAACAAGGCUGACCUGGCCAGCAAGAGGAUGGUGGAGUAUGAGGAAGCCCAGGCCUACGCCGAUGACAACAGCCUGCUGUUCAUGGAGACCUCGGCCAAGACAGCCAUGAACGUCAACGACCUGUUCCUGGCCAUUGCCAAGAAGCUGCCAAAGACGGAGCCCCAGAGCACGAGCGGCGCCGGGGGCCGGGGCCGGGGCGUGGACCUGAGCGAGCAGAGCCCGCAGGGCCGGGGCCAGUGCUGCAGCAACUGAGGGCUCUGGGAUCCACUGGGAUCUACUGGGAUCCACUGGGAUUGAACCCAGCUCCAGGGCCAGUGCUGCAGCAACUGAGGGCUCUGGGAUCCACUGGGAUCUGCUGGGAUCCACUGGGAUUGAACCCAGAUCCAUCCAGGACUGAAUCCAGGGCCGGGGCCAGUGCUGCAGCAACUGAGGGCUCUGGGAUCCACUGGGAUCUGCUGGGAUCCACUGGGGUCACAGCUGGGAUUGAGCCCAGAUCCAGCUGGGAUUGAAUCCAGAUCCAGCCAGGACUGAACCCAGAUCCAGCCCACAGGGCUGGGGCCAGUGCUGCAGCAACUGAGGGCUCUGGGAUCCACUGGGAUCUACUG